UUACAUAUCAAGACAUGAAGUACAGACUUCACACUUCUUGCAUAUCUCAUGUUAGCUUAUUAUAUGUUAGCUUAUAUUUUAGAUAUUCUUAUUUUUAAAUUUAACAACAGUGUGUAUUGUUUGCAAGCAGAUUUGUAGAAGAAAUAAAUUUUCAAGACAAUGUGUGAGCCUAUGUUACAUGGUGAGAAUGAAGAGAGUGGUCUGAGACAUUAUUGUGGUGUGUUUGGUGCUGUAGCUAUAGAACCAUGGCCCACAGAAUUAGACAUACCACAUAUCAUUACACUCGGUCUUGUCGGUUUACAACACAGAGGACAAGAAAGUGCUGGUAUUGUUACAACUACCGGUGAAGAAGGUCGGUUUAUAACAAAGAAAGGAAUGGGUCUGGUGGAACAAAUCUUUAAAAACGAAGAUAUGAUUAGAUUAAAAGGAAAUAUGGGAAUAGGUCACACUCGUUACUCUACAAUGGGAGGAUCUGAAUUAAUCAAUAUACAACCCUUUGUUGUUAAUACGGCCCAUGGUAAAAUAGCUGUAGCACAUAAUGGUGAAAUAGUUAAUGCACCAGAACUCAGACACAAGUUAUUAAAGAGUGGUGUUGGAUUGUCCACAGAUUCUGAUAGCGAAUUAAUAACACAGUUUCUAACACAUCCUCCAUCUUGUGGGGAACCUAAUGGUGCUAACUGGGUCAACAGAAUAAAAUCUAUGAUGAAAGUAGCAACCCUAUCGUAUGCCUUGUUAAUAAUGUAUAAAGAUGUUAUUUAUGCUGUUCGAGAUCCAUUUGGUAACAGACCACUCUCUAUAGGAAAAAUACUGCCCCCUAGUUUUAAAAGUAUGGAUUUGGUACCAGAUGAAAAUGUCGAAGGUUUUGUCGUAGGAUCAGAAACAUGUUCUUUUCACACAAUUGGUGCAAAAUUUUAUAGAGAUGUUUUACCGGGUGAGAUUGUAGAAAUCAGUAAAAGUGGAAUAAAAUCUUGUGGUAUUGUACCUAGACCUAAUGAACAGUUACCGGCCUUCUGUAUAUUUGAAUAUGUUUAUUUUGCAAGGGCUGAUAGUAUUUUUGAAAGUCAGAUGGUGUAUACUGCCAGACAACGAUGUGGUCGACAACUAGCACUAGAGGCACCAGCAGAUGCUGACAUAGUUAGCACUGUUCCUGAAUCAGCCACACCCUCAGCUGUGGAAUAUGCAAAAACAGUUGGGCUUCCAUACACAGAAAUUUUUUCUAAAAAUAGAUAUAUAGGUAGGACCUUUAUCCAGCCCACUACACGAUUAAGACAACUAGGCGUGGCCAAAAAAUUUGGACCAUUAACAGAUAACUUUGAUGGAAAACGAAUUGUUUUAAUAGAUGACUCCAUCGUCAGAGGUAACACCAUGCAAGCCCUUGUUAAAUUAUUGAAAAAAUAUGGUGCAAAAGAGGUACAUGUCAGGGUGGCGUCACCGCCUAUUAAAUACCCAUGUUAUAUGGGUAUCAACAUUCCAACUAAACAAGAAUUAAUAGCCAACAGAAUACCAUUAGAAGAUUUACCUCAACAUUUAUGUGCCGACAGUGUCAAAUAUUUAAGUAUAGAAGGUUUAGUGAAAGCUGUUCAAGAGGGAAUUCAAGACAAUGGCCAGGCAGUAGGACAUUGUACGGCCUGUUUAUCGGGGGAUUAUCCAGUCAAAUUAGACUGGUAAACUAUGUGUAAAGUGUAUUUAAUGAAAAAGACUUGAAGACAGAAGCUAUAUACAUAUAGAUGUGUUUAUAUUAAUGUUUUGUGAAAUUUGUUAUUGUUAGCAGUAUGGGACUAAAUAUAAUUUGCUAACUAAUGGACAUGGCAGCUCAGUUUUUACAACAUCCUAAUGGAAAUAAUUACCUCAAUAGACAAUGCAGGAGGGUAUGAAUCUGAAUGAAAAUAUAAUAUUGUUAAAGACAUGCACGUUACAUGGGAAUUUAAAAAAACCCCAACAAAUAGCAGUGUAGGAGGGUCUGGAGAUGAUGAAAAUAUAAUAUUAUUAAAGACAUAAUACGUAUUAGGUGAAGUCUUUACAUUUGGUUAGUGAAUACAAUAAACUAGAAGUUUAUUUUAUCUCUGUUGUGUUUAAAGUAAAGAUCUUACUAAUAAUAGAAUCCAAGACUGUCACAAAUUAACUGUUUGCUGAAAGUAAUGUCAUCCGAUGAUUAUGGUCUUGUCAUGUUAAAAAAUGUCUAAUUAAUAAUUUAUAAAACAUUUAAGGCCUAAAGACCUGCAAUAGGCAAAUUUAGCUCUUGAAUUAACCAAAUUCCACAAAUUGAACCAUACAAGGUCUAUUAUCUAAUUCAUGUAAAUCCAAAAGUUUGGGUAAUGGUUAGAGGAGAGAAAUGAGGUCAAUUUGAUGCAUAGUUAUUUCCCUUGACCAUGAAUUUUAAAAGGUUAGAUCUAUUUGAUAAGGCCAACAUCAAGUUUGGUCAAAGGUCACGUGAUUUAAACAGGACCAGCGCUAAUCCCAACCCUAACCCUAAUCCUGGACCUAUUCCCAAUGCUAACCCUAACCUACAAUCUCGCCAACAAUCACGUGUCCUAACCUUAUUUACAUCUCCGCGACCUUGAAGAAAAUUGAGCUGGCCUUAAAUAGUUUUAGCCACUUGAAAACCACCCAUUAAAAUGUUGUAUACAAUGCUAAAAAUAGACCAAGUUAAACCAUUACCAAAAUAAUUAAUACUCAAACAACAUACCCAUUGCAGAUUCUGUAAUGUCUGUCAUAAUUUAGUCGGAGCAGAACAGUAAGAUGUUAAACCCCAUUUCAUUUCUGUCAGUGUUGUUUACAUUUAAACCAAUGUAUCAAGUUAAACCAUGAACCAAAUAAUUAAUGCUCAGCCAACAUACCCAUGGCAGUAUUGUAUUGUAAAUAAACUGUUUACUUUUGUAUAAAAUUAUCUAAACUUGU
Patella vulgata (common limpet) is the source of this 2898-nucleotide messenger RNA. Its product is annotated as amidophosphoribosyltransferase. The transcript is spliced from 12 exons. Bases 160 to 1668 code for a protein of 502 amino acids. The record is from RefSeq and is a predicted model, not a curated record. Gene Ontology annotation, biological process: purine nucleobase biosynthetic process; purine nucleotide biosynthetic process. Gene Ontology annotation, molecular function: amidophosphoribosyltransferase activity. NCBI's taxonomy places the organism in Eukaryota, Metazoa, Mollusca, Gastropoda, Patellidae.